Desarmillaria tabescens is the source of this 675-nucleotide messenger RNA. Its product is annotated as ribonucleoside-diphosphate reductase small chain. The record is from RefSeq and is a predicted model, not a curated record. The annotation marks the transcript as partial. Gene Ontology annotation, biological process: deoxyribonucleotide biosynthetic process. Gene Ontology annotation, molecular function: oxidoreductase activity. Lineage: Eukaryota; Fungi; Basidiomycota; Agaricomycetes; Agaricales; Physalacriaceae. The transcript is spliced from 2 exons.
UACGAAUUUCAGGCGAUGAUCGAGAACGUUCAUUGGGAGGUUUACUCUUUGUUGGUUACGACCCUUAUUCCUGAUAAUGAAGAACAAUCCCGCAUAUUUCAUGCUAUCACUACCAUUCCAUGUGUGCGUUCAAAAGCAGAGUGGGCCAUGCGCUGGAUUACCUCCGAUGCCCCCUUCGUAUCUCGGAUAGUUGCCUUCGCUGCCGUCGAAGGUAUAUUUUUUUCGGGAGCCUUCGUGGCAAUUUUCUGGUUGAAAAAGAAAGGGUUAAUGCCAGGGUUAACGUUCUCUAACGAGCUCAUUGCUCGAGAUGAAGGAUUGCAUACUGAUUUUGCGUGCUAUGUGUACUCCUGUCUUAUAAAAAAACUCGAUGAGACGACCAUGACGCAAAUUGUCAUCGAAGCAUCAGAACUUGAACAGCAAUUUUGGAGUGACACCUUGAUCGACAGUAUACUCGGACUUAGUGCAAUGGCGAUGAUCCAGUACAUCAAGUUUGUUACAGAUCGACUGCUAGUCGCACUGAACGGUUCGAAAGUAUACAACACCGUGAAUCCGUUUGAAUUCGUCGAGAUGAUUUCUUUGGAGGGAAAAACCAAUUUUUUUGAGCACAGGGUAUCCGAAUAUUCCAGAGCGUUUGUAAAAUGUGACACGUCCACGGUUGCAGCGAAAAAAUUGUGA